Molecule: messenger RNA, 1674 nt
Organism: Funneliformis mosseae
Lineage: Eukaryota; Fungi; Glomeromycota; Glomeromycetes; Glomerales; Glomeraceae
Source: the annotation of a GenBank genome assembly
AUGACAACAAUUAUUGACAAAAUUGAAAAAGAUAAAGAAGAUGCAAAAAGAGAGUAUGAAGGAGCAAAGAAGAAGUUGGAGGUGUGGGAAGAGAAGUGGGAAAAGAAGUUGGAGGAUUUGGAAGAGAAGUUAGAUGAUGGAAAAGCGAGGAACGAAAAACAGGAGAAAAGAUGGGAAGAUAAGAUAGCCGAGCUGAAGAAAGAGAAGGAGAGGUUGGAGAUGAAUGUGGACGAUUGGAAGAACCAAACGAUUAAUUUGCAAAAUAAAUUAGUCGACCUUGGUAAAGGAGAAGUUUCCACUGGAACAAAACGUAAGUGGGUUGGGGAUCUUGUCACUAUGAGGAAUAAACGUUUAUUUACUUUUGAACACAUUAAUUUGGUUGAUUCUCCAUCUGUUGCUGCUGUACAUCGAGUAUUCCCAAAACACCAAAGGAUUGCCAAUAUACAAUGUCACCGCCCACCAGAUUUAGACUAUAUUGGACAGCCUGUUGUUUUAUAUCAUGAAGUUUUCUCACAAUUUCUCAAAGACUGUUCAACUAUUGAAGUGGAUAUGGAAAUAUGUAAAGAAGUUCUUUCUUUUGUGAAGGUCAUGUCAGAAUUUUACACAGAUGAAAAACAUAGACAAUCUGCCACAACAUUAUUUUACUCUUGGCUUUUUGGAGAGCCUUUUCAGAAAGGUCCUAAUGGUAGUCCACAGAAUGAUGGAUAUAUAUUUGGGUCAAAAAUUGUAAAUGGAAUUAAGAUAGAUAUUCCAAUAGUCAUCCAUGAUAUGAAAAAUGAAAUUUCUACAGGAGGAUGUGAUCCAUUUUUACAAGCAUCUAUUUGUUAUACAAAGUUUUGGGCAGGUAAAUGGGAUGGAAAGCCUGAACAUUAUAAAGCAAUUUCAGAUACAUCUGUUUGUCCAGCAUUUUUAUUAUGUUCAGCAGGACCAUGGUUAUGUAUUUCUGAUUCUGUGAAAGUAGAUAACCUCAUAAACAUGAUACCCAUAGUUCCUACAGUGGAUUAUACACAACUUACACAAAUUGCUAGAAUAUUUACUGCUUUACGUAAAUCUUUUAGAAGUCUUGUUGAUUACUGUGCUAAAUUGCAACCUAACUCUUAUGAUAUCACUUCUGACACCAAAAUCUAUUUUCCUUUUCCAACUACUUUCAAUGAUGUAUCAUUUACUUAUACUUUAUAUAUUAAACCACUUAUUUUGGCUGCAAAAGCUAAAAAUCAGAAAAUCAUUGUUAAAUUUGUUCAACGAUAUAAUGUUGAUGCACAUAACUUAUGUGCUAGAGAAAAUGGAUCACCAAAUUUGCUGGAAGUUCAGGAUAAUGUUAUAUUUGGAUGGAAAAUAAUCAUUAUGGAGUCAGUAAAUGGUAAUCCUUUGAAUAUGAUAAAAGACCUCACUAUUGAAGAGAAAUCAAAUAUAAAGGGUUAUAUCAAACAUCUAAUUGAUAUAUUGCAUGAAAAUGAUAUAGUUUUUGGAGAUUUAAGAUCAAAUAAUGUUCUAUAUGAUCGUGAUUCAAGAAGAAUAUUUUUAAUUGACUUUGAUUGGGCAGGAAGGCAUAAUGUAGAUAAAUAUCCACCAUUUAUGAACCAUUCUGAUGAUAUUAAUUGGCCACAAGGGGUAGAAGAGGGGAAACUUAUGAAAAAAGAACAUGAUCUUCAUUUUCUUAAUACAUUAUGUUAA